CGUUGGCAGGCGGUUGGCUUCAGGCAGGUGGGAGGGGGUCGUCUCUCAUGGCGACGACCAGCGAGCGGGACCGGGCCAUAGAAGGAACGGACACCGAAAUUCACUUGUUACCGGCUCUCCCCGCCGUCACUGUACCUCCCGAAGAAGUGGUAGUGGUGGCGGAGGAAGAAGGGGAUGUUGAGGAGCCCCAACUGGCCAAGGGGAGGGAUCCGAGCCUGGCUGUCGGCCCCCCACCUUCUCUACUCGAGACCCAGGAGCUGGCCUCCAAGCGGGUGGAUAUCCAGAACAAGCGCUUCUAUCUGGACGUGAAGCAGAACGCCAAGGGACGCUUCCUGAAGAUCGCCGAGGUGGUGGGCUCGGCAGGCCGCAAGAGCCGUCUGACCGUCUCCAUGCCGGUGGCGGCCGAGAUGCGCGACUACCUGGGAGACUUCAUCGAGCACUACGCCCAGCUCGGGCUGACCGGCGGCGGAGCAGGAGGAGGUGGUGGCGGCUUGAGGCGGCGGCGGAGGCAACAGCAGGAGGAAGACGAGGAGGUGGCGGCUGCGGUGGUACAACAGCAGGCGGCGGUGGCCCAGCCCGAGGCCCAGGCCCAGCCGCAGCGGGUGCUGAAGAGCGAGUCCCUGGUACGGGAGAACCGCAAGUACUACCUGGACCUGAAGGAGAACCAGCGCGGCCGCUUCCUGCGCAUCCGUCAGACCGUGAGCCGAGGAUCCCCCGGCUGGGGCUACUCGGCCCAAGGCCAGACCAUCGCCCUCCCGGCCCAAGGCCUCAUUGAGUUUCGGGACGCCCUGGCUCGGCUGAUCGAGGAUUAUGGAGUUGCCCCAACGGUGGCGGCGGCAGCAGUUGGAGGGGGAGGCCUGCUAGACGAGGCUGGGGCUCCGGGGUCGCUCGAACUGCCCGAGGGGAUCUCGGUGCCGGUUGAUAACAAGCGGUUCUUCUUUGACCCGGGCUCCAACCGGUACGGGGUGUUUCUGCGGCUGAGCGAGGUGAAGCCCUCUUACCGCCACUCCAUCACCGUGCCGUACAAAGCCUGGGCUCGCUUCGGCGACAACUUUCUCCGGUACGCCGAGGAGAUGAGGGCGAUCCAGGAGAGGCGUAGGGACAGGAGGGCCGAGCUAAGUCGAGAGGUCGUCACUGCCGCCGCCGCAGACGGUGCCCAAGAAGAGGAGGAGGAAGAUUGACAUCGCUUUCUGACCU
Messenger RNA from Stegostoma tigrinum, 1197 nucleotides. RefSeq names its product transcriptional activator protein Pur-beta-like. The coding region runs from base 48 to 1181 and encodes 377 amino acids. The transcript has a single exon. Lineage: Eukaryota; Metazoa; Chordata; Chondrichthyes; Orectolobiformes; Stegostomatidae. Gene Ontology annotation, biological process: regulation of transcription by RNA polymerase II. The record is from RefSeq and is a predicted model, not a curated record. Gene Ontology annotation, molecular function: purine-rich negative regulatory element binding; DNA-binding transcription factor activity, RNA polymerase II-specific; RNA polymerase II transcription regulatory region sequence-specific DNA binding. Gene Ontology annotation, cellular component: nucleus.